Molecule: messenger RNA, 1098 nt
Organism: Drosophila erecta
Lineage: Eukaryota; Metazoa; Arthropoda; Insecta; Diptera; Drosophilidae
Exons: 2
Coding region: 234-746 (170 amino acids)
Source: RefSeq, a predicted model, not a curated record
UUAAAAAAAAAAAAAGAAAAUCACUAGGCAACCGCCACGGUGGCCCAUAAUCUUCAAUGAAGUUUUAUGUUCUUCUACUGACAACUCGAAAAAAAUCGAUCUUCUUAUCUAGCAAGCGUGAAAAACACUCCAGCGAUAAGCGUAAAUCAGAGAUACUAAAAAAGUACCAAAAAUUCUGCGCUCAGCCUUAAACCGCCAGAAAUGCUAGCCUGGCAUCUUUGGGAAGCAGCAAUAUGGCGGACUUGUGGGUGGUGACAACGUCACCCUGCACCUCCAAGGCUGAGCUCUUAUCUCCAGUAGAGAACAGAAAAGAUCUUCGUGGAAGCGGAACCAAUGCCAGGGCCACGUCAGCCGCAGCUAUAGCCAAGUCGCAAGAAGCCGGCGAUAAGACGGCAUUCAAUAUGUACAUACAUAUAUUACGACAAUCCCGAUUGUGGACGUUGUCAAGCCGGGCAUUAUGUCAUCUCAUCUUCCACAGCUGGUGCCCCCCCGUUUUCAUUCAAAUUCGAGAGCGUGGAUGCGUACCUAAUUGCUUUCGUGGCUCCGAGGAGCUGCACUUGGGCAUUGGGAAUUCAACACGUGGAAUUUGCAUAAUGCCAACAUAUGCUGGAUGUUAUAGAGUGCUCAUUCCUAGGGGCCCUGCCCCACAUCCGUGGCAAAUCGAGCGCAUAAUUGUCGCUUUCACUCGGCUUACUAUUCAAAGCAGAGGCUAUAGAAUUAUAAUCUGCAACUGCGAAAGCAUUUGAGCGGUGCAUUGUCUUAAAAAUGACGAUUAAUUUACAUACCAUAGAAACUUAGGAAGACUUCGAAUGAUUAUCAUCCGUUUGUUAAUUCAAUCAGAUUUAAUCCAUUUUCUACAAAUUUAGGCCAGUCAGUGAAUAUUUUAAUUUAAUUAAUAAAUCGAAUUUGUGCCAUUUCACGGUCUACAUAGUACAAUUUGAAUAAUUUAAGCUUAUGUGGUUCUUCAUAAAUCAUAAUACAAAAGUCUGUUUUGUCAACAAAUUUUAUAAUUUUUAUUAACCUAAUUCUGAAAUAAAAAUACAUUAAACAAUAAAAUUACUUUUCAUGCCCAUUCUACAAUUUAUAAGUCAAGCCAAA